UGAGAGUAAGCAUCACACCAUGGCUGCUGCACCGGGCCCAUCAAGUCGCAAGGCAAAGGACGGCUUGCUCCGCUUCUCGGGGCACAAGCACCUGCGCCAGCGCCUCGUCCUCGCCAUCCUCUCGGGCAAGUCGAUCCGCGUCGACGGCAUCCGGCCAGACGACGUGCACGUCGGCCUGCGCGACUACGAAGUCAACCUCCUCCGUCUGGUGGAGAAGGUGACGAACGGGAGCACGAUCGACAUCAACUUGACCGGCACAUCCUUCCUCUUCCACCCCGGCCUCCUGCCCGGCGGGACGUACACGCACACCUGUCCCCGUAGCGUGGGCUACUACCUCGAGCUGCUGGUGCCGCUCGCGCCGUUCUGCAAGAAGCCGUUCAGCAUCACGCUGGACGGGAUCACGGGCGACACAGCCGACCUCUCCGCGGACAUGGUGCGCACCGUCACGCUGCCACACCUGCACCUCUUCGGGAUCCGGGACGCCGAGCUGCAGAUCAAGAAGCGCGGCGCGGCGCCCGGCGGCGGCGGCUCGGUCCUCUUCUCGUGCCCCAACGUCCGCCAGCUCGCCACCCUCCGCUUCCUCGACGCCGGCCGCGUCCGCCGCAUCCGCGGCAUCGCGUACUCGACCCGCGUGUCGCCCCAGUUCGCGAACCGCAUGGUCGAGGCCGCGCGCGGCGUGCUUAAUCGCUUCAUCCCCGAUAUUUAUUUGUAUACCGACGUGUACAAGGGCGAAGAGGCCGGCAAGUCGCCCGGAUACGGGAUCACCCUCGUCGCGCAGAGCACGACGGACGCCGUGCAUUCCGCCGAGGCGCUCGCGCAUACACCGGGAUCAGAGGGUGGUGUGCAAACACCAGAGGAUGUUGCGACCCACGCCGCGCGCCUCCUCCUCGAGGAGAUCAGUCAUGGCGGCGCGGUGGACAGCAAGCACCAGUGGCUUGUCCUCCUCCUCAUGGUGCUCGGCAAGGAGGAUGUUGGCAAGUGUCUCAUGGGCGACCUGACAGCGCACACCAUCCAAUUCCUCCGCGACGUCCUCCUCUUCUUCGGCGUCAAGUUCAAAAUCUCACCUGCACCAGCACCCGAACUCGAGGAGGGCGAGGAGCGCCCCGCAACCCGCGGCACCGGCGAGGUGCUCGUCUCCUGCGUCGGCGUCGGGUACAGCAACGUCAACAAGGCUAUGGCGUAAAUUAUGUGUCAUGUAUGUACUUCUAGCACCUGG
Cutaneotrichosporon oleaginosum is the source of this 1216-nucleotide messenger RNA. RefSeq lists its product as uncharacterized. Gene Ontology annotation, molecular function: RNA endonuclease activity. Gene Ontology annotation, biological process: endonucleolytic cleavage of tricistronic rRNA transcript (SSU-rRNA, 5.8S rRNA, LSU-rRNA); ribosome biogenesis. The record is from RefSeq and is a predicted model, not a curated record. Gene Ontology annotation, cellular component: nucleolus. NCBI's taxonomy places the organism in Eukaryota, Fungi, Basidiomycota, Tremellomycetes, Trichosporonales, Trichosporonaceae.